CCCCAAUUCAACAGUAACUUUACACUCUUAAUUCCUUUUUCUCACUUUUACUUAUUGGUUAAUAUCCUUGAAAUAGUAAUUCUUAAUGAUUGUGCUGUUUGUUUAAAUUCGAAAAAAGUUGUUCAAGUUUGUAGUAAAAGAUAAACAGAGCAACCCGCGCUAGAGUCAUCCAUGGAGAAAACAAGCUAAGGCCAUUUGCCUUUGGUUGCACCGAAAGCAGAAGUACAACUGCAAUCGUAAUUUUGAGAAAUCAUAAAAGUUGAUAACAAACAAUGGAAAUGUGUUUAAUUACUUUUACAGGUUCUUUUUAAUAUCAAUGACUAAGACACAAGUAGGAAAAUAAUGGAAAGAAUAGUUUGCCAUGACUAUUUAUGAGAAAAUUGAGAAGAUCAAAGGGUAUGAAAAUAAUAUUGACAAUGAUCACUCCAUAAGAUCUCAUACCUAAAGCUAGCAUCAUAUAACCCAAUUAGAAUUAGGAAUGGCAAUGGGGCAGGUCCGGGGCGGGUAUCUCGAUACCCAUACUCACCCCAUGGCAGGUCGGGUCCAGGUAGGGUAAUUUAUCACGGUGCGCGGGUCGGGGCAGGUCGACCCAUUGAGUAUGUAAUUUAUGCGAAAAACAUUAGAAACAUUCGUUAUUUUUAUUAAAAGACCAAGAAAGAAACCAUAACAUGAUAAAAUGUAGUUAAAUUAUUGGAGAAAUUGAGGUUUUCACUUAUUUACAACUUUAUUAUAGCUAAAAUAUAAUGUAAUAAGAGGAAAAUCCUAAGUAAUUUGACUAAUAUUAUAUGUAAGGAUGGCAAGAACGGGUCGAGAAUGAGGCGGGUCAGGGCAGGUCGGGUCGAUGAGAGGUACCCAUGCCCGCCCCGCCCCGCCUACGGGCGGGUUUGACCUGCCCAAAAACAGGUCAAACAGGUCGGAUAAAUCGGGUCAGGUCGAAAUUGUCAUCCCUAAUUAGAAUAGACUAAUAAGGUUCAUAAAAGAGUUGCGUGAAAAUGAAGAGAAACAAAUAGCGUAUCCCAUUUCAGAAUAGAAAUUCACAAUCAUUAAUUAUUUUUUAUUUUAUAUCUUAUAAAAUCUACUGGAUAUCUACCCUUUAUUUUGGGCCUCUAAAAGUAUUUUUGUAAUCAAACCAGGCCCAGCCCAUGUACACAGCUCAUUACUAACUAGAUUACGCAGUGACUAGUGAGUGAGUGACAGGUGCAAAGAUGGAUUUGUCCAUACAAAACGAGAAAAGAAAAAAAGAAAGUAUCGCUUUUUAAAUCCAAACCCGCAAGAUCCGACGCGUGUCCUUCAGUCGACCCUACCCACAGCAACGCGCUUUCUUCCCACCGCCCUAUUUAAUCUCCCUCUUUCCCCAACCUCCCCCAUUCCCUCCCACUCUCCUUCUCUCUCCCUUCUCCCGGUUGCCGGUCACUCUCUCUCUCUCUCUCUCUCUCUAAACGCCACAUCCCUUCUUCCCCAAGUCAUUCCCCUCGCCCUUAUCUCCUUCUCUUCUCCACCCCCAUUUCUCUCCCAAUCUACUCUUCACUCCAAAAAUCAUGCUCUGAAAAUUUAGUUACAGACUAAACCUCAACACUCUUCUCAAACCCAGCUUCUGCAAUUUUACCUAAUGGCUUCCUCAUCGGAGAAUCUCUCCCUCUUCGACUCCUGGAACUUCCGCCCCACUUUCCCCGACCCCUGGAUCUCCGAGGCCUACGCUCGCGACACCGACGCCCUCACCAGAGCCCUCCAGCAAUCCCUCUCCAGCUCCCUCCCUCCUCCUCCUCCCCCUCUCGACUACUCCGCCGCCGCCGCCGGCGGUGAGGAUUCCCUGAUUAACUCCCUCCUCCCCACCAAUUUCGCCGGGACGACCAGCAAUCCGGACACCCCGACUCCGAUUUCCUGCUCCUCCGACCCGGACAGCGCUCCCGCCCCCGCUCCCAAGCCCCGCCGCAACACGAAUUCGACCACGACUUCCUCCGCCGCUCCCGGCGCUACCGGGAAGGUCACCAAGCGGAAGUCGCGCGCCGCCUCGAAGAAGUCCCAGACGACGUUCAUCACGGCGGAUCCGGCCAACUUCCGGCAGAUGGUCCAGCAGGUCACCGGCGGGGUCCGGUUCACCGACGCCAUGGUCCCGGUUCUGAAACCGGAGCCGCACAGGCUGGGCAGAGGGGGUUCGAUUCAGCUUCAGCAGCAACAUGUAGCCGCGGCGGCCGGGGGAGGCGGCGGCGGCGGUGGUGGUGGGUUGUUGCCGACGCUGGACACGUCAGCGUUCUUGCUGGACCAUCACCGUCAGAUUCAGCAGCAGCAGCAGCAACAAACGGUUAGCGUCUCCGUCACGCCUGGUGGUGGUGGUGGGCCCGAGGGCCCAAUGUCAUUUUCGCAGGCGCUGGUUGGUGAUGGGCCUGAUGGCGGUGCUGGGCUCGAUUUUGGCACUUUCUCCAAUUUCCCUACUCUGGAGUCGUGGAAAGUUAUUUGAUCUCGUCAUCCAUCUUUUCUCUGGCAAUUUUUUUCCUUCUUCUUCUUCCAGUUUUAGGUUUGGUCUUAUAAAUAUGUUGUUUUUUUCUUCCCUCUUUUCUCUGGAGAAGGGAAUUUAAAUUAAACUAAUUAGAAUUACUGUUCUAUGUAGUGUUAACCCUGUAGUAAAAAAAAAAAAAAAGGAUGAUGGGAGGGAGGUGGGGGAAUCAUGUGUAAAUUUUUGGGGAUUAAUUAGCUGUUAUGUUUGUUUAUUAAUCAGAGUAAGGGGAUCCUUAAUUAGUUUCUUUCCGCAUAUGUGUAUGAUCUUAAUCGCUAAUUUGGGGAUUUUGGAGAGAUUAGCUGACAAUGUCUGUGUGCUUAAUUUAUCAUUAACUCUAUAAAAGAUUCCUGGCCUAAUUAAUUUGUUUAAUAUAUAUACACACAAGUGCAAAUAAAUUAUAAUUUGGUUUUAGAAAAAAGAAUUGCCAACCAGUACUUUCAGAUGGGACAGUUGACACCUAAUUAUCUCAUCUCAUCUCAUCUGCCAGCCUCUAGAAGGAAGAAGGGAGGGGGAUAACGUGUCUCAUUUUUCUUUCUUUCUUUAAAAAAAAUAUAUGGAAUGAGAUUUUUAAUUUUUUUAUUCUCCAGGAACAUCUCACCACCUCAUGUACUGUGAUGUGAUGACGGAGCGAAAUCAAAUUUGGUGGUCAUUUGCUGCAAUUGUAUAUGUCAAUAUACAAUUCUCGACGAUUGAGAACGAUUGUCUGGCGUUAACCGUUAGCAUUUAAUAUAAAAUCUUAUAAGCAUCUAUGUGGUUUGUGUCAGAUUUGUCAUAUUGAAUAGUUUAGUACGCAAAUAUCACAAAACACGUAUAAUUUAUGUGAGAUUUGUCAUAUUGAAUAAGUUUAGGAAACAAAUGACACUUUUAGGAUUGUUCGAACUUCUGGAAUUAGUCCAUAAACAAAUAAUAAAUUGUGAUGUAUUGGCAAAUCACUCUUGUGCCACCAUAUGAACUUUUCCCCCUUUCCUGUCCUUUGACGAUCCAAAUAUUGCGGCAUCUACAAAUAAUAUACUUACCCAAAAAGUAUGAAAAAAUAGUUUUUCAAGUGGACUAGUUAAAUUCUUGAAUCUCAAAGGUAUAUGAUCAAUUCAAGUAGUUGCGUUUUCAAAAAAAAAAGAAAAAAGAAAAAUCAAGUAGUUGCGGUAAAAGUAAAAGGCAAUUCAAUUUGCCUUGGGUGUAAUAAUAUCUAAUUUGUUUGUCGAAAAUUAUGGAAAACUCCUGUCCCUGAUUUUUAUUCCAAAGAUUUAAUUUGCACCCAAACUUGGGUUCAUGUCAUGUAUCUUACCUAACAUCGGUCUAAUAUCUUAUUGACUACAGUCGUCGGAAGCAACAAAAGAAAAAAAAAAAAAGACUUCAAUUAUUUACAUAAUGAAUCAAAAUUCAUAAUAAUUUCACUAUUCAGAACCCACAGUUACAUGUCAACAGAUAUUAAUUGAAGCGAAUUCAUUUCCAACUUCCAACGCAGCAGACCAAUUGGCAAUUCCUUGUGGACUAAAACGUCAAACAGAUCAUAUUUUUUAGGUGGAUUGCAACUAUAGUUAUCGAAUUAAGUCUCUUCUUCAUUCCGAUCUCAAUUAUUCCUCAUUUGUUUUCCUAAUCCCAUUCCGAAGCUUCUCGAUUCUAUCUUAAUACCCUUUAAUAAUCAUUGAUCGAUCAAUCUCGAAGCUCGAAGGCCAACCCUUGACCAAGACAUAUAGCCAGCACAUUUCUCCCACUCAAGCGUUGAUUUGUCGACUGAUGAUUAAAUUGAGUGAAACUUACAUAUCAAACCGGGUUUAAUCAAAACAUCUCUUCUUU
This is a messenger RNA of Linum trigynum, 4294 nucleotides long. Lineage: Eukaryota; Viridiplantae; Streptophyta; Magnoliopsida; Malpighiales; Linaceae. The record is from the annotation of a GenBank genome assembly.